GCCAAUUGCCAAUUCCUUUCAGAAAAGUCAAACAAUCGUUGAUGGUUGGGCGCCAAUAAUUUACCGAAUAUUAAAUUUCUUUGCAUAUAGUAGAGGUAAUAACAACUUUCAUUCGCUUACCUAACACCAUACAAGUAUUUGCACCUAAAAUUUGCCAUCCGAAAAGCUCUAUUCGUAGUUUAGUCUUGCACGUGUUAAAAAAAAAUGCCGGGUGAACAAUCGCAUUUUGCAUUGCAGAAGAACGCCUCGCCGUUAAUGAUGGAAACAAUGGAUGUUGGAGCAGCAGCGGCGGCAGCGGCUACCCCGGUAGUCAACAAUCACGUUGCGAAACCGGAAAAAAUGGAAGACAUUCCUGCCGACGAGAUGACUUCCAGAGAUUACUAUUUCGAUUCUUACGCGCAUUUCGGAAUCCACGAAGAAAUGUUGAAAGACGAAGUUAGGACGCUAACGUACAGAAACUCCAUGUACCACAAUAAGCAUCUGUUCAACGGCAAAGUCGUACUCGAUAUUGGCUGCGGUACCGGUAUACUCAGUAUGUUCGCUGCGAAGGCUGGUGCCAAGAAAGUCUUAGCAGUCGAAUGCUCUAAUAUAGUCGAUUAUGCAAAACAAAUAAUUGAAGCCAACAAGCUCGAUCAUAUUAUUACGAUCGUAAAGGGGAAAGUAGAGGAAAUAACUCUACCCGAAGGCAUCGAAAAGGUCGAUAUUAUUAUAUCGGAAUGGAUGGGCUAUUGUCUUUUCUACGAGAGCAUGUUGGAUACUGUUCUGUUCGCUCGCGACAAAUGGCUAAAACCUAACGGUCUUCUAUUCCCCGACCGUUGCUCGCUAUUUGUCACCGCUAUCGAAGAUCGUCAAUACAAAGACGAGAAGAUUAACUGGUGGGAUGACGUUUAUGGCUUCGAUAUGAGUUCCAUUCGUAAGGUAGCGAUCAGUGAGCCUCUCGUAGAUGUCGUUGAUCCCAAACAAGUAGUAACGGGUCCUGCUUUAAUCAAGGAAGUCGACCUAUACACUGUUAAGAAAGAAGAUUUGGAGUUUAGUGCGCCUUUCAUCUUAACAGUUAGAAGAAAUGAUUACAUUCAAGCUUUAGUGACUUAUUUUACGGUCGAAUUUACUAAAUGCCAUAAGCGUAUCGGCUUUACCACUGCCCCGGAUGCUCCUUACACUCAUUGGAAGCAAACCGUGUUUUACUUUGAGGAUUAUAUGACGGUGAAGAAAAACGAAGAAAUUCAUGGGGUGUUCACUAUGAAACCGAAUCCGCGUAACAAUCGAGAUCUAGAUUUUGUCAUCGAGCUCAACUUCAAAGGGGAAUUGGGAGAAGUACACGAGGAAAAUAGAUAUCGCAUGCGUUAAAUUGUUUCAAUUGAUUUUCUUGAGGUGUUUCAGUGUGAUUGACUUAACCAUGUAAAUUUGCUAGUCUAACUUAAAAGUUUGACCAAAAAAAAACAACGUUUACUUGUUUUAUACUAGAAUCUGCUGGAACCAUACUGGAAAAUUCCAAUUAGAUUAUUAAGCAACAAUUUUUUGACGAUCUGUAUUUAUAAGUUUUUUUAUUUUUAUUUAAAUAAUUAUUUCAUCUCGAAAGUAUUCAAUAAAAUUUUGUCAUAACUCCUCUGAACUUAGUUUUAAUAAAUCAAGAGAAUUUCAAUAAAAUGCAUUAUAA
This is a messenger RNA of Phyllotreta striolata, 1657 nucleotides long. The record is from the annotation of a GenBank genome assembly. Lineage: Eukaryota; Metazoa; Arthropoda; Insecta; Coleoptera; Chrysomelidae.